UCUGCCUCCCUCCCACUGUGGGAGAGAGUUAAAGGCUUCCAGCCGCAGGGGUGUGUGUUUGCAGGUCAAGCUGGGAACUCAAGGGUAAUGGCUGCCUUUGGCCACUUAGAGACUUAAUUGCUCAGUAAUUUGGGGGUGUUGUGAGGAGCAACCAAGGACUAAGGAACCAGAGUAUUGAGAGCGCUCUGCUGUCCUGCAAACGGAGCCUUUCUGCCACUGGAUGCAGCUUGUUUCCAGAAGCCUCUCACCAUGAUCGAUAGCUCCAAGAAGCAGCAACAGGGCUUCUCAGAGAUUUUAACUGCUGGUGAUUUUGAACCUUUCAAAGAAAAGGAAUGCCUUGAGGGGAGCAACCAGAAAAGUCUUAAGGAAGUGCUCCAACUGAGGCUGCAACAAAGGAGAACAAGAGAACAACUAGUGGACCAGGGCAUCAUGCCACCAUUGAAGAGCCCAGCAGCAUUCCAUGAGCAGAUAAAAAGCUUGGAGCGAGCUAGAACGGAAAACUUUUUGAAGCACAAGAUUCGAAGCCGACCAGACCGUUCUGAGCUUGUCAGGAUGCACAUCUUAGAAGAAACAUUUGCAGAGCCAUCCCUGCAGGCUACUCAGAUGAAGUUGAAAAGAGCACGGCUAGCUGAUGAUUUGAAUGAAAAGAUUGCUCAGAGGCCUGGUCCCAUGGAGCUGGUAGAGAAGAACAUCCUGCCUGUGGACUCCAGUGUAAAGGAAGCAAUUAUAGGCGUGGGGAAGGAGGACUACCCCCACACUCAGGGGGAUUUCUCAUUUGACGAAGAUAGCAGUGAUGCAUUGUCUCCAGACCAGCCGGCCAGCCAGGAGUCUCAGGGGUCAGCUGCAUCCCCGAGUGAGCCAAAAGUUAGUGAAUCGCCAUCUCCAGUGACUACAAACACUCCAGCCCAGUUAACUUCAGUGUCUCCAGCACCUCCUGAAUUCUUGAAAACUCCUCCAGCUGCAGACCAACCUCCCGCAAGGUCCACAGCUCCCAUCCUGCCCACAACUACUGUGUCCUCAGCAAAGCUUGGGCCAACACUGGUGAAGCAAAGCCAUCCCAAGAAUCCAAACGACAAACACCGUAGCAAAAAAUGCAAAGAUCCAAAACCCCGGGUAAAGAAGCUAAAAUACCACCAGUACAUUCCACCAGACCAGAAAGGGGAGAAGAGUGAGCCCCAGAUGGACUCCAACUACGCCCGGCUGCUCCAGCAGCAGCAGCUCUUCCUGCAGCUGCAGAUCCUGAGCCAGCAGCAGCAGCAGCAGCACUACAACUACCAGACCAUCCUGCCCGCGCCCACCAAAAAUGAUAAGAACAACAGUACUACACCCAGCACAUCCAGGCAGAGUACAGCUGCACCUGUGAGAAAGCCAGGACCUCUGCCUUCUAGCCUGGAUGACUUAAAGGUGUCAGAACUGAAAACAGAACUGAAAUUGAGGGGACUGCCAGUAUCCGGCACCAAACCAGAUCUCAUUGAGCGCCUAAAACCCUACCAAGAAGUGAACAAUAGUAGCCUUACUGCUGGUAGUAUUGUAGCAGUGUCCUCAGCAGCCAUUGUCACCAGUAACCCAGAAGUCACUGUGGCAUUGCCAGUCACAACACUACAUAACGCCGUUACUAGUUCUGUCUCCACUUUCAAGGCAGAAUUAUCACCUGCUGGACCCAAUGGUGUGACCCAUGUUGAUAAUGUCCAUUCCCCUCUGCCCAUCUCACCAUCACCCUCUGAGCAGUCCAGUCUCAGUACUGAUGACACGAAUAUGGCAGACACCUUCACCGAGAUCAUGACCAUGAUGUCCCCCUCACAGUUCUUGUGUUCAUCCCCCUUGAGAGUGUCAAGCCAUGAGGAUAGCCUGAGCCCUAGCAGCAGCACCCUGUCUACCUUGGAACUGGACGCUGCUGAGAAGGACCGCAAGCUUCAAGAGAAGGAGAAGCAGAUUGAAGAACUUAAGAGAAAACUGGAGCAAGAGCAAAAGCUUGUGGAGGUUCUAAAGAUGCAACUUGAGGUCGAAAAGCGAGGGCAGCAGCGGCCACCAGACCCCCAGCCCAGCGUCCCUACACACCCCAUCGUGGCAUCAGAUCAGAAACACAGCAGUGUUGGGUCCUCCAUCAAAGACGAGGCCUCACUCCCUGACUGUUCCAGCCCCCGGCAGCCCAUCCCAGUGGCCAGCCACUCAGUAAGCCAGCCCGUUUCCACGGGUAGCCAGACCCUUGUUGCCAAAAAGGCUGUGGUCAUCAAGCAAGAAGUCCCUGUGGCCCAAGCAGAACAGCAGAGUGUUGUCUCACAGUUCUAUGUGAGCUCCCAGGGACAGACGCCUGCCCUUGUUGCUCAGCCACAGGCUUUACUGACCACGCAGACCACUCAGCUGCUGCUGCCAGUAUCCAUCCAGGGCUCAAAUGUCACCUCAGUGCAACUCCCAGUAGGCAGCCUCAAACUUCAGACUCCAGCACAAGCAGGAAUCCAGACUCAGCCCCAGAUAGCUACUGCUGCAUCGAUAGCAGCUACAGCCUUGCCAUCCAGCUUAGCCCCCACCAUACCUCAGAAGCAGGAUGCCUUCCCACAGCAUGUACUGGGCCAGCCUCAACCAGUCAGAAAGGUCUUCACAAAUUCUGCACCAAACACAGUCCUUCCAUAUCAAAGACAGCCUUCCCCAGCGGCUCAGCAACCCUUUGUCAGUAAGACCCCCAAUUCCAUUCUUCAAUCCAGAAGCACUCCACUUCCACCCCUGCAAAAUGGACCUACCCUGCCCAGCAAGCCCAGCUCACCCCCUCCACCCCAGCAAUUUGUUGUUCAGCACUCUCUUUUUGGGACCCCAGUCACCAAGACAAAAGACCCACCCCGCUAUGAAGAAGCCAUCAAGCAGACACGCGGUGCACAACCAUCCCUUCCAGAGGUUUCCAACGCACACAGUCAGCAUAUGGACGACCUCUUUGAUAUUCUCAUAAAGAGUGGAGAGAUUUCCCUCCCUAUAAAAGAAGAACCUUCUCCAAUUUCUAAAAUGAGACCAGUGACAGCCAGCAUCACCACAAUGCCAGUCAACACAGUGGUGUCUCGGCCACCACCUCAAGUCCAAAUGGCACCACCUGUAUCCUUAGAACCUAUGAGCAGCUUAUCUGCCAGCUUAGAGAACCAGCUCGAAGCCUUCUUGGAUGGAACUUUACCUUCGGCCAGUGACAUUACUCCUCUUCAGAGCAGCAGCGAGGAUAGAGAGCCCUUCUCUCUAAUUGAGGAUCUACAGAAUGACCUGCUGAGUCACCCCAGUGUGUUGGACCACUCACACUCACCCAUGGAAACUUCUGAGGCCCAGUUUUCAGCAGGUACCCCCUGUCUAUCUCUCGACCUGUCAGAUUCUACCCUGGACAACAUGGAGUGGCUGGACAUCACCAUGCCCACCUCAUCCUCAGGGCUCACUCCUCUCAGCGCCACCACACCAAGCAUGUUCUCUGCUGACUUUCUGGACCCACAGGACCUUCCACUGCCAUGGGACUAACAUUACAGAUCACUUUUCCCAAAGCUUGUGAGGUUUCAGAACAUGCAGAUAGUCCUGGGAGGUUUCAGAGCUAGAGCUGCAGUUGCUCUGUUGUAUUAAAAUACAUUGUCAGGUCAUAGCCAGGAACCUGAGUGUGAAAGCACUUCACUGCUAUCAGCAGUGAAUCUACAACUUAAUUCAGCACAAGCCACAGAGCCCAAGAGAUCCCAUGUUUCUCCAGACUGCAGUGAAAAGCGAAAGUACCUUUAGAUAAAAGCCGAGGGCAAUGCCACUGCAAGACAUGACACUAAGGGUCCUCUGAUUAUCAGCUACGUUGAAACCUCUGGUCACCUCACGGCCCUGACGAAAGGCAGGCAGCUCUACUCAGAACACAAGGCCAAGGCCACCAGAAGGGAGGGGAGAGGCCACUGCAUGUGUACUCCCCAAAGACGGCCUGAGUUGGGCCAAGACACAGCAGGGGUCAAAGGCAUCCAAGCAUGCUGACCAGUCUGAGGACUUUCAGCUCCAUUCAGAAACCUCUGUAGUUUUUUGGGUUGUAGGUUAUUUUGUGAGUUUGUAAUCUAAAUGGCUGAUCUUGCACCAUAAGCAGAAGUCUAUAACAUACUGUCAUCAAACAGUCCACUGUACAAAGUCCAGGUCUGUAGUUACACUGAACAUUCUACUAGAACCCUCAAAAACAGUGAGCUUGGUUCUUGUGUGUGCUCUGACUCUGUGACCUGUACUACAUAUGGUAGGAUAAGCAGUGUCCACUGGGCUGACUUCUGUGAUAACAAAUAUUUCUAAAGCACUUGAGCCACAUGUAUGUCCGUAUUCCAAGAGUUUCUGACUAGCUUUCAGGUAACCAGGCAUCUCAAAGAACCAAGAAGCGGCGUGAAAUGCCUUUCUGAGCUGGUGCAUUAGAAGAAUAGAAGGCAUCAUAAAGUGUGUCAUGAUCCCAGGACAUUCCCACCUCAAGCACAGGUUAGACUGUGCUGCAAGGCCGGCCAGCCGCCAAGCCCAGCACUGGCUGUCUCCCUGCUGCUAAUCCCUGUCUCAUUUUAUAGGCUUGUAACUGGAUGUCCUGCCUGAGCUCUCACUAUGUCCUGAAGAAUUAAGAUUUAAAACUGGAGAUUUUUUUAAUACAGAAAAAAAAAAUCACCUGUGUUGAAUACGAUUUUCUAAAAUGCCAACUAUCGUGGGAUUUCUGCAGUUCUUUACAUCUUGUCUUUUAAUUAUCAGCAAAAUGCAAACCCCUGACCAGAGGGUGAGGAGGUACAUAAAUAAUCACAUUGUGCUAUCUGCCUCCCCUUUGUAAUUCUGGGCCAGGUAGGCUCCCAGGGGCUCUGCCUGGUGACUCCUCAAGAGGGAUGUGCAAGAGGCAGCCUCACCCAUCAUCUGGAGAGACUCUGUGAAUGACUUCUGAGAUUGCAUUUUGCCUAAAAGAGAUCUUUCGGUUUUUAUAUGUUUAUAAAUCUCACUACAUGUCAGAACAGCUCACACACCUGGUAUUAGCACACGGAAGCCUCUGAUUGGCACCGCUUCACUGAAAGCCUGAUGAUUGGGUGGGCAGGGAUCACUGUGCUCCAUGUAGUCUGCUGUGAGUAGUGUAAAUGUCAAGAAGCUGGGAGACAGUAAAUCUGACAGCCAGACACACCCAUCAUUGACCAAACCCAGUGCACGCUCCCUUGCUGGAUGUGGUGGGAUUCAAGCUAGGUCUGACACAGGCUCACGUCUCUAGGGCUGAGCUGUACACUUGGGAUAUACUUUUUCUAAGGGAGUUUUAGCCUUGGAUAUUUCGUGGAGGGCUUCUGUCUGGGGCGUCCCAGGUCUAUUCUUGGACUCCAAGCACCCUCCUUUCAGAUUUGAAUGGAUGGUUAAAUUAGCACCAGGGAGCAGUGGGACUGUGAGAGGUAUGUGAACACUCAGUGCUGUAACUUGUUUUCAUAAUCUUGAGUUACGAACACGGAUAGCUUUCUAGCCCUUGGGUUCCUUUAUUACUUUUUAAAUUGUCACAGAAAGGUUGCUCUCCAAACACAGUGUUGUCUGCUUGCACUGAACUGCUCAGUGUCUUCCUUGUGUGGAAAGGCUGUGAUCUGCCAGUGUCUCAUUUCUCAGAAGCAGCCAUCCCCCUGCACCAUUUCUUGGCCCUGUGCUCCUGACUCAAGCAGCCAGUGGGAUCCUCUGACACAUGGUGCCUCUUUCCCUCAUGUUCUGGGUAGGAGUGAGCAUACCGAAACACCCUCGGCCCGUCAGUGAGCACAGCAGGAGAGGGUGUGUAAAAAGAGGACUUGUGUGUGAGGAUAGUUCCACAGCAACUAGAGAACAGGUCAUGCACAGGUUGGAUGUUCACUAUGCACAUGUAUAAUGUAGACUUGGUACUGUCGUCUACUGUGUUGAAUGUUGUUCACUGUGCAUGUGUGUACUAUAGAGCACAGAUCAGGUGCAGGUUGAAUGUCAUGAUGCAAGUGUGUAGUGUAGAACACAGGCCAAGUGUGGGUUGAGUGUCACGGUGCAUUGUGUACAGUGUAGACUUAGUACUGUUGUCUACUGCGUUGCCAACAAAUCACUUGUCUUAUUUUCCAGCACAGUCUCAGAAAUCAGUGCGAGCAGCCUUACUGUGCACAGGUAUCAGGUCAUCAUAUUGGGUGAGGUGGGGUAGAUGGAAAGAUUACAGUUUCCAAAAAGCCUUUAGAUAUGGAGGGGCCAUAGGCAUCUUGUGCACUUCAACAAAGCACCACUUCUUCUGGAGCAUCUCAAGACAGUGCCUGUGGCUCACAUGCUCAUGUGUCUUGUGAGAUGUGCAAGCUACUGUGUAGGAUUUGUCACACGUUUGCACACAUAGAUGUCUUGAAUUAAUGGAACUUUAUAAUAGGGUACUAAUUGCAUUUGCUUCAUGAAUACUUUUUAAUGCUAAGAGAUCUUAAUAUUUAAAUUUCCUCUUCACUGUUCUGUGGCACCCUGACUGAUCUGAAAGUUGCUGAGGAGCAGUGGCUGAGGUGUGCUCUGCUGCAGACUUCUCCCAGAGGCAGAGUCAGGGAGCUAGGGUUGCCACCAGGCUGUGCAGUCAACAGACACUGAGGAACAGGUGACAGUGUUAUCCAUUUUGUCACCAAAUUUGACUUGGGCUUCUCCUGCCCUUAGUCCCCAAUCCAUUCCAGGCAGUGUAGCUUUGCUGUCCUCAAACAGACUUGGCCCCAGAGAAAUGUCAGAGCACUUGGACAAAGUUGAAUGUAUUUGAGAGGAGCCCAUGUUUUAUCUGCACUUUCAGCCAUUCCCACAGCAGCCAGCAUCAGAAGCAGCCACUGUCUAGAGGCUGGGACUAAGACGGGAGAUGAGCUCUGUUGAUUGACACCUGCAGGCAGAGAAGCACCAGCCAGUCAGAGUACACACUCACCUACAGCCCCUCUUCCUCGUGCCCAUACUGCACACAAGAAUACCAAGUACUGGUCACAAAGAACACCAAGUAUGGGGCAUUCCCCAGCCCCCGAGGACAGUCAGCCCAGAUGGCCCAAGCACACAAACUGGAAGGUCAGGUGUACUAAGGAAUAUGCUUGUGACUGCAUGAAGUUUUAUGUUAGGAGCUUCCUAAAAUUUCAGUUCAUCUUAAGUGAUUUCCAUCAAAACUGGAAAAUAGCAGUUCAGUUGUAGCCAUUUUUGUUUCCUGGUUCAAACCUUCAGCCACUUGCCCAUUCAGCAGUCUUUCUGGGCUCCAUUUUUAUUUCUAAGAUGACUCUGUGGCACUAAGUAGCUCCUCACUUUCCCUACUCACCUUUCUCGCAGUAUCUGAGGAAAUGAAUCCUUAUCCUUAUAGGGAGUUUCUACCUAAAAUCUUUCCUUUAAGGCCUGUCAUUCAAGAGGCUGCACAUGUUUACAGAAGAGCUCUUCCCUCCGUGCACAUCACUGCUCUGCAGUGCAUGAGUGGAGAUCAUCAUGGGCUUACGACAGCAGUGUGGCAGUCUCAGAUCUAAAAGGUGCUGUCUGGAGUCAACUAAGAUGUGUCAUUGGAAACAUGGACCCAGCUACUGUCAUGACACAGAGCUUGAUGCCAAUUACUAAGACAAAGCUUUAACCGAGACUCACAGAACUCAUCAUCGUUACCUCUCUGCAUGACACUGCGAGAACCUUGCUCAUUGGCAGGAAGAGGAAGUGUUUAGGAAAGGGUUUAGUCUCUACCAAAAGUACCUGACCUCAACCAAUAGUGAUGCAAAAUGCUUUAAAGGAACCAAAGGCAUUGCCAAGUAUUUGCCAAAAGGAGGCACUUUUUUAUUUAAAGUUUGAGACUAGUGAGCUCUCAAGUCAGUCCCAAAAAGGUAUUAUCCAUUUAAGGUUAUUGUUUUCACAAAGAUGUAGAUAUUUCUCGAUUGUUUCCAUGUAAAAUAGUAUAGAGUUGUUUUGUUGGUUUAAGAAUAACACUUGGUAGUAAUGCGUUUUCCCUUUCUUUGUAGAAAUUAGUUUUCUUGCUUGCAAUAGAAAUGCAAUGUGGCAGGUGUUUCUCUUCUUAUUUUCAUUGUCACAUUAUGUUUCAGCAUCUCACUUUAUGAAAAAGAGGAGAAAGAUACCAGUCAACAGAGCCUGCUUAUUAAUGCUAGUUUCAUGAAUAAGAAGUGACGGCAGUUGGGGUCCAUUUGUGUAUUGCCUUUAUGUUGUUUUUUUAAAAGAAAAACCAUGAUGCCUUUGUACUUGCUGUUUGCACCCCUGGAGUCAAUUCCGUAUCAUGUUUGAAUGCCAUAUGUUUGCACAUGUACUGUACAUAGGUAAGGCACACUGUAUUUUCAUGUGUGCACAUCUGUUACCAGAUCUUUUGUACAUACUGGCAGUAUCAUAGCUGAUCGGGAAAUGUUUGAUAUCUCAGCGAUUUUGCAUUUUUGUGUCUCAAAUAAAAACAUUUUGAAGUA
This is a messenger RNA of Jaculus jaculus (lesser Egyptian jerboa), 8360 nucleotides long. RefSeq names its product myocardin related transcription factor B (gene Mrtfb). The record is from RefSeq and is a predicted model, not a curated record. Bases 250 to 3486 code for a protein of 1078 amino acids. NCBI's taxonomy places the organism in Eukaryota, Metazoa, Chordata, Mammalia, Rodentia, Dipodidae. The transcript has 15 exons. Gene Ontology annotation, biological process: smooth muscle cell differentiation.